UUUCUCCUGUUUUUUAGGUUAUCUGUGUAUCGCUUAUCGAUCCGGAUAAGCUGGACGAAGAAAGUGUGACGUAGACGAUUUGACACGCUUUGACAUGUGACCUGGUCACCCACCCACUAUGGUUGCUGGACGGGAUGCUGCCGCUCUGAUUCGUAAAGGCAUCUUUGCCGUUAAUAAGCCCGGCACACUCACAUCCACCGAGUUACUUAAUAAUCUAAAAGAUAUUAUUUACGAUGGUUUCGUCGAAAAACCGUCACCUCUCAAACUCGGCCAUGGUGGGACGCUCGACCGCAGCGCGGUUGGGGUUUUGGUUGUCGGAGUUAAUUGGGGGUGCAAAAAGUUACCAUUAUUAUUGCACGGGACAAAGAAUUACGUCGUCGUGGGACAAUUCGGAAUUGCUACGGACACUUAUAACGAGACUGGGAGAGUAAUUGAUGAGCGACCGUAUGGUCACAUCCGGGAAGAAGAUAUUUCUACCGCUUUAAAACAAUUUAUCGGCGAAAUCGACCAAACUGCGCCGGUUUACUCCGCCCUAAAAGUUGGAGGGAGGAGAAUGUCUGAUCUCAAGAGGGAUGGUUACGACGUCACUGCCAAAGAGAGAAAGGUGCGCUGCUACAGUGCCGAAUGUACGGACUAUUCACCGCCAUUUUUUACCCUGCAGAUCAGAUGUGGGGGUGGCUUUUAUGUGAGGAGUUUGGUCCAUGAUCUUGGCAUAGCUUUAAGCACUUGUGCUCACGUUCGACAACUCCAACGGACUCAACAAGGCCCCUUCACCCUGCAAGAAUGCUUGACCGCUCAGGAGUGGAACUUUACGCAAAUUAUGGAUGCUAUAUUGAUGUGUCAGCUAAAAUUUAGUCAUUUCGAGCAACGAUUAAAAAACCAGUCUUCGUGAUAUUUUCAUACAUUGUGCUGUACCUUAGUCGAAUUAAAUCAAAAACUGGACUAAUUAUUAUUAAAAGGCAUGAAAUUAGUUGUUUUUGAAUGAAUGUUUAACUUAGGAUUAGUUACAGUAACCAAAAAUAAUGAUUGUGAAAGUGAAUUCAAUUUAAAUGAUGAAAGAUAAGACUGUCCUGGAAAACAGUAGUCAAACCACUUUUCGUUUCGUACUCCUGUGUAUAUAUUAAUUUAUUUCAUAUGUGUCUAAAAUUCGCGUGAUGGUACGUACUUACAGAAUUAUAAAGGAAAGUCUAAAUUACUCGUGA
This is a messenger RNA of Folsomia candida, 1202 nucleotides long. Its product is annotated as probable tRNA pseudouridine synthase 1. Gene Ontology annotation, molecular function: RNA binding; pseudouridine synthase activity. Gene Ontology annotation, cellular component: mitochondrion. The transcript is spliced from 7 exons. The record is from RefSeq and is a predicted model, not a curated record. Lineage: Eukaryota; Metazoa; Arthropoda; Collembola; Entomobryomorpha; Isotomidae. The coding region runs from base 119 to 892 and encodes 257 amino acids. Gene Ontology annotation, biological process: tRNA modification; mRNA pseudouridine synthesis.